AUGAAGACCACAGAGUUUGUUUUUGAUGGGGUCCUGGAAGAUUUUUGUAAUCCUCAAUGCUCUUCUGAUCCAAAUCGCAUUAGCUAUUGUCGUGGCUGUAGAACCACGUGCCUGAACUCGAAGCUUCCCUGCUGCAAGCUGACUUACCAAAACAGCUAUCUAAGAUUGGGAGAAGUACCAACCACGUGCUUCAAGUUCGGGAAAGGUAUUUGCCAAGUGAACCAGAGUAUCAAGAACUUCAACGAGUACAGCAAGCUGAUCGAGCAAGUGAACUAG
Messenger RNA from Cotesia congregata, 276 nucleotides. NCBI's taxonomy places the organism in Eukaryota, Metazoa, Arthropoda, Insecta, Hymenoptera, Braconidae. The record is from the annotation of a GenBank genome assembly.